AUGCUGCCCUUCCUCUUCACGGCAGGCCUUCUAACGGCGGGCAUAACGAAUGCUGGCACAGGACGCGCCUUACCAGCGAACGCGCCUCAUGGCUACACACCGCAAGAGGAUGACUGCCCUUCCGACGCGCCGACCAUUCGAUUAGCCUCUUCGCUAUCCGACGAAGAGACAUCAUGGCUCAGAAGUCGACGACAAGCUACCUUAGAUCCCAUGCGCGAUCUGUUGGGCAGAUUGAAUAUCAGAGGAUUGGAUACGGACCAAUACAUCAACAACCAUCGGAACAAUGUCAGCAAUCUACCGAACAUCGGCAUUGCAGUUUCGGGUGGAGGAUACAGGGCGAUGUUGAACGGAGCUGGUGUGCUAGAAGCAUUCGACAGCCGGACACCAAACUCCACCUCUGCUGGGCAGCUUGGUGGUCUGCUGCAGUCAACCACUUAUCUGGCCGGUCUUUCAGGCGGCAGCUGGCUUGUCGGCUCGAUAUACACCAACAAUUACACCUCCGUCAACGACAUCCUGGCGCAGGACACGAGCGACGACGACUCGGGAGAUAUCUGGCAGCUUGAGAAUUCCAUCUUCGAAGGACCAGACUCCGACGGGAUCCAACUCUUCGACAGCGUCGGAUAUUACGCCACGCUUGUAUCAGACACGGACAACAAGGAUGGUGCUGGUUUUAACGUCACCAUCACUGAUUACUGGGGCCGUGCGCUGAGCUUCCAGCUGGUCAACGCUACGGAUGGCGGACCUGAAUACACUUGGUCUUCAAUUGCAGAGCAAGGAUGGUUCAGCGAUGGAUCAGCCCCAAUGCCACUACUCGUUGCGGAUGGCAGAGCACCGGGACAGAAGAUCGUGUCCGACAAUUCGACCGUCUACACGUUCACCCCUUUCGAAUUUGGUAGCAACGAUCCGACUGUCUACGGCUUCGCACCAAUGCAGUACGUCGGCACUGACUUCUUCGCGGGAGAGACGAGCACCGACCAGUGCGUGACGGGUUUCGACAACGUGGGCUUCGUGAUGGGUACUAGCAGUUCCCUCUUCAACAGCUUCCUCACCACAAUCAACAACGCGCAGACCGCCGGCCUUUUCUCCUCCGCACUCCAAGACGCCCUUACCGCUGUCCUCCGUACCAUUGGUGAGGAUGACGAGGACAUCGCCGACUACCCUAAUCCCUUCUUUGGCUGGCGUAACGAGUCCAACCCCAACUCAGGCGACCAACAACUCACUCUCGUCGACGGCGGUGAGGACCUCCAGAACAUCCCGUUCCACCCGCUCAUCCAGCCCCUGCGCCACGUGGAUGUCAUCUUCGCCGUUGACUCCUCUGCCGACACUAACGCCUCCUGGCCCGUCGAUGGUUCCGCUCCGGGAUGGCCCUCUGGGGCGGCGAUCAUAGCGACAUAUGAAAGAAGCCUCUCAGAUAUCGGCAACGGCACCGACUUUGCCUCAGUCCCAGACGUCGACACCUUCUUCAACCUCGGCCUCAAUAAACGCCCCACCUUUUUCGGCUGCGACGCGUCGAACCUCUCCUCCCCAUCCCCCUUGAUCGUCUACAUGCCCAACGCCCCCUACGUCUACAACUCCAACGUCUCGACCUUCGACCUCGACUAUAACGACACGGAGCGCAACGCCAUCGUGCUGAACGGGUACAACAUGGCCACGCAAGGCAACGGCAGCAUCGACGACCAAUGGCCUACUUGCGUCGGCUGUGCUAUUCUGAGCCGGAGUCUGGAUAGGACGGGGACGGAUGUGCCGAGUGUGUGUCGGGAUUGCUUUGAUCAGUAUUGUUGGGAUGGGACGACUGAUAACAGUAAGCCUGAUCCUUAUCAGCCGAAUAUGGCAUUGGAGGCGGUUGAUGUGACCAGUGGAGCGCGGAGGUGGGCUGGGUCUGUGGUGGGAGCGGUGGGGUGUGCGGUUUUGUCGGGGUUGAUGGUGAUGUAG
Molecule: messenger RNA, 1932 nt
Organism: Saxophila tyrrhenica
Lineage: Eukaryota; Fungi; Ascomycota; Dothideomycetes; Mycosphaerellales; Extremaceae
Gene: PLB1
Product: Lysophospholipase 1
Exons: 2
Coding region: 1-1932 (643 amino acids)
Biological process (GO): glycerophospholipid catabolic process
Cellular component (GO): intracellular membrane-bounded organelle; cytosol
Molecular function (GO): A2-type glycerophospholipase activity
Source: RefSeq, a predicted model, not a curated record